AUGACCGCCCCUCGCGCGGCCGAGGUGGAACUGACCAUUGAUGGAAAGAAGGUGUCCGUUGAAGCCGGUUCGGCUCUUAUCCAGGCUUGCGAAAAGGCAGGCGCAACAAUCCCCAGAUACUGCUACCACGAGAAGCUGCUAGUUGCAGGAAACUGCCGUAUGUGUCUCGUCGAAGUUGAAAAAGCCCCCAAGCCUGUUGCAUCAUGUGCCUGGCCCGUUCAGCCCGGAAUGGUUGUUAAGACAAAUUCGCCAUUGGUUCACAAGGCCCGUGAAGGUGUUAUGGAAUUCCUCCUCGCCAACCACCCCCUCGACUGCCCCAUUUGCGAUCAGGGUGGAGAGUGUGAUCUUCAGGACCAGUCCAUGCGUUAUGGUGCUGAUCGCGGCCGAUUCCACGAGGAGGACGGCAAGCGUGCUGUGGAGGACAAGAACAUUGGCCCCUUGGUCAAGACCUCGAUGAACCGUUGUAUUCACUGCACCCGUUGCGUCCGAUUUAUGAACGAUGUUGCCGGUGCACCCGAGCUGGGAACCUCCGGCCGCGGAAACGACAUGCAGAUCGGAACCUACUUGGAGCAAAACCUCAACUCGGAACUGUCUGGCAACGUCAUUGACCUCUGCCCCGUUGGUGCUCUGACCUCCAAGCCAUAUGCCUUCCGUGCUCGUCCCUGGGAACUGAAGCACACCGAGUCAAUUGAUGUUCUUGAUGCCCUGGGAUCUAACAUUCGGAUCGACAGCCGUGGUAUGGAGGUGAUGCGUGUUACCCCGCGCUUGAAUGAUGACAUUAACGAGGAAUGGAUCAACGACAAAUCUCGCUUUGCCUGUGAUGGCUUGAAGACUCAGCGCCUCACCACUCCCCUGAUCCGCCGCGAGGGCAACUUUGUCCCCGCCACCUGGGAACAGGCUCUUGUGGAGAUCUCUUCCGCCCAGCAGAAGCUGCAGCUGCAACCUAAUGAAUUCAAGGCAGUUGCUGGACACCUUGUUGAGGCUGAGUCUCUCGUUGCUAUGAAGGAUAUGGCCAACAAGCUUGGCUCUGACAACCUUGCCCUCGACCAACCCGGCGGCAGUGCUCCCAUUGCCCACGGUAUUGAUGUCCGCUCUAACUACCUGUUCAACUCUAAGAUCUACGGUAUCGAGGAGGCCGAUGCCCUCCUUCUUGUUGCCACCAACCCCCGUCACGAGGCCUCAGUUUUGAACGCCCGUAUCCGCAAGCAAUACCUGCGCUCUGAUCUGGAGAUCGGUCUUGUCGGUGAGGAGUUCGAGAGCACCUUCGACUACGAGAACCUUGGCGCCGAUGUUUCCGCCCUGAAGACUGCUCUGGCUGGCGAGUUCGGUAAGAAGCUUGCUGGUGCUCAGCGCCCUAUGAUUGUGGUCGGCUCCGCAGCUGCCGAGCACCCCGACUCGAAGGCCAUCUUCGAGGCGGUUGGCAGCUUCGUCGAGAAGCACGCUAGCAACUUCACCACCCCCGAGUGGCAAGGCUUCAACGUCCUGCAGCGUGCCGCUUCCCGCGCUGGUGCCUACGAGGUGGGCUUCACUGCUCCCGGUCCCGAAGUUGCCCAGACUACCCCCAAGAUGGUCUGGCUGCUAGGUGCCGAUGAGAUCUCCGCCAGCGAAAUCCCCAAGGAUGCCUUCGUCGUCUACCAGGGUCACCACGGUGACAAGGGUGCCCAGCUUGCCGAUGUUGUCCUCCCCGGUGCCGCCUACACUGAAAAGUCCGGCACCUAUAUCAACACCGAGGGUCGUGUUCAGGUUACCCGUGCGGCUACCUCGCUCCCCGGUGCUGCCCGUGAUGACUGGAAGAUUAUUCGUGCCACCAGCGAGUUCCUUGGCGUUCCUCUUCCUUAUGAUGAUAUUGAGGCUCUCCGUGACCGUAUGGAGGAGAUCAGUCCCGUCCUGCGCCGUUACGAUGUCGUCGAGCCUACCUCCGUUGCUGCCCUGAGCAAGGUGCAGCUUUCUGACCAGAACAAGGGAGCCUCAACAACCGGUUCUCCCUUCAAGAAGGUCAUUGAGGACUUCUACUUCACCGACCCCAUUUCCAGAAGCUCCCCCACCAUGGCCCGUUGCUCAGCUGCCAAGGCCACUGGCAACCCCGAGACCAACUUCAUGGCCGCCGGAGAGAUGUCUCCCCAGGCCCUCUACGGCGCAAGCCAGUGA
Messenger RNA from Penicillium cosmopolitanum, 2148 nucleotides. Its product is annotated as putative NADH-ubiquinone oxidoreductase, subunit G. NCBI's taxonomy places the organism in Eukaryota, Fungi, Ascomycota, Eurotiomycetes, Eurotiales, Aspergillaceae. Gene Ontology annotation, biological process: ATP synthesis coupled electron transport. The coding region runs from base 1 to 2148 and encodes 715 amino acids. Gene Ontology annotation, molecular function: NADH dehydrogenase (ubiquinone) activity; iron-sulfur cluster binding. Gene Ontology annotation, cellular component: membrane. The transcript has 7 exons. The record is from RefSeq and is a predicted model, not a curated record.